GCGUCAACAUUGCAACAAUGUUUGACUAUGAGUUUCUUGUCAGGAAUAUAUUUAAGUUUUGUGUAAAUUUUGGAAUGUUUUUAAUAAAUGGACAUGGAUACAAUUGAAAUCUCUUCGGAUCCAAGUCCACUAAAAAUUUCCAUUUGUAAGGCGAAUGAAAGUACGAAAAGCGAAAAUAAUAUUGUAUCCAGUAAUUAUCAAAUCAAGAGGACAGCGACAACAUAUCAAGCAAGUGAUACUGGUACACCAGCAAAUAUGGAGAGCAACACUAGCAUUGCUAAAACUACUGAAGAGUGUACAGCAGAUCAUAAUGUUCCCCUUAAAGUACCAACUAUGUUAGUUGGUAGAGAAAAACGCAAUGUAUCACCAACCACGCAGGAAAUUUUUCUUGAUCCCCAGUCACCAUCAUCAUCGUCCUCCACUUCACAGGCCACUAGUGCCAAUGAUGCGACUUUUGAACCCACCAUUGAAAUGAUGGUAAAUGAUUUCGAUGAUGAGCAAACUUUAAAUGAGGAAGAAGCUUUAGCUGCUCUAGAAUCACAGGAUCCAGAUGAAGAAAUAAAUACUUUAAAGGAAGAAAGUGAAAUGCCUUUGGAAGAAUUGUUAGCGAAAUACAGCGCUUUGCCUCCUCUGCCGCCAACAAUAGAGCCAUUACGAAAAAAAUCUAAAAAGUCUUCAUCAUCAUCACACAAGAAAAAACACAAAUCGAAACAAAAGCAUAAUAAUGUUCGUCCUCAACAUAUUCCAAAUGAAUGUAUUGAGCAAUGUACUGCUUCCAAUGAAGAUGAUGACUCUACGAUAAACGCCAAAGCAAAUUUAGAAUUAAAUAAUGCGGAGAGUGUAGAAGAAAGGGAUAUGUCUGAAGAAAAAAAGGUGGAUGAUUAUGAUGAAGGCGCCAGCAGCCCCUCUUCACCACAAAAACCAACAACACCCUCGCUAGACGAAGAGCGCAAAGAAGACGAAGAAAGUGCUUUUGUUAACGACAAUGGAAUUCAUAGUGAAAUUCUUAAAGUUCGUCGAUCUCAUUUACUCGAUCUGUAUCCAGAAGGAACAUUUGAUAAUGUUGUAAUUAAUGACGCUAUUGCAGGCAAUAGUAAAGAAACAGAUAUUCCCCUAGAAUCCUUAUAUGGCGUUGAGGAUGACGAUGAAGACGAAGAAAUUGAAGAAGAGGAGGAUGAAGACUAUAAAAAGAAAGUGAUGAUUGGAUCAUCAUAUCAAGCUACUAUACCAGUGGGUCUAUCGCAGUAUGGCGAUAUUUUACCCUAUGAAAAUGAAGAUAAACUCAUUUGGGAACCCAGUCAAGUCAGUGAACGUGAAGUAGAAGAAUAUUUAAUUAAAAUUAGAGAUAUUAAAUCUAAUCAACAAGGCGAUGAAGAGGAAGACGAGGAUUCCGCACUUGAUACAAAUUUGGAAAAUCAAUCGAAGGAAAAUGUUAGAGCUGACAAUAAUAAAGACAAUUUGGAAAAUAAUUCACUUUUAGCAAAUGGUAACAAAUUACACCUCGAUACUGCAGCGUCUUUAGAUAUGGACAGUCAAGCUGUAGUUAAAGAUAACGAGCAGGCUCUUCACUUAUUGGUGCAAUGUGGUUACGAUUUUAAGGAAGCUUUACGACGAAAACGUCUAAAUGCACUUCCCCUUAAUGAUUGCAUGAGUUUGUGGUCUGAAGAAGAAUGUCAUAAAUUUGAGGAGGGCAUACAAAAGUAUGGAAAAGAUUUUCUAAAAAUUAGACAACAUCAAGUGCGGACACGCACUAUGCGGGAAUUGGUACAAUUUUAUUACCUAUGGAAGAAAAGUGAAAGAAGAGAUCAUAAUUUCGCCAAUGCUGAUACCGUAGAUCAUAUGGAUAUUUAUUUAAAUGAGGAUAACGAAUACGGUUCCAAUUCUACCUCUGCUAUGACACCAGUAGGCUCACCAGUGGCUAAUAUUUCAAAUUGCACAGGCACUCGAAGAAAUAGCAAUGCUUCACAGAAAAACGUUUCCAUAAUGACUACUACCACUUCAACAAACAAUACAACAUCGACAGCAACAAUAAAUUUAAAUUUAGAGAAAAAUGCUUCUAAUACUUCUCAGCAGCAACAUCAUAAAAGACGUACCAACAACAGUAGUAUAACAGCAUGCGAUUUUAGCAAUGAUAACUCUGGGAUUCUGCACAGUAAUACCACCAAAUGAUGACAACGGACAAAGCGGUCUAAAAAACGUUAUAUACCGAUUCAAAAUCGUGUCAAAAGAAAACGUAAACGCAUAAUAGUUCGUAGACAUUUUCGUAAAAGUGUAAAUUUACGCGAAACAGCAACUAGUAUUGCGAAUUGAAACAACAUAAAAAGUAAUAAUAUUCCAAUUACAAACAUAAGUAAACAUAAGUACAUACAACACUUUUAUACAUAAAAUUUAAAUAUGGACACAUUUUAAAUGAAACAUGUAUUGGAAAGAAUAAAUUUUUGAAAUCCCUUCUUGAGUUGUACUCAUAAAAAACAUUUAGAUUUUGUUUUUAUUUACAAAAAAAUGUGUUUUAGUCACAGUUUUUUUUUCCAGUUUAAUAGAUUUUUAGGAGGAAAACAUAGAAGCGAAUUUAAGUUGCCAUGUAUUCUUCUAUAGUUUUUAUUACAUUAUUUUCAGUUUAUUAUUGUCCAAUUCUUGUUAUAAAUUGUAAAUCUGAUUUACUUUUGUGCACAGAAAGAAAUAAAUGCAAAUGUAAUAAUAAUGUAAAAACGUUAAGUUUUACAAAUUGUAUAAAAAAAGUGUUUCAAUUCGUUUUAAAAACCAAAAUUCAAUACAACAACCUAAGUUACAAUCAUAGAUAGUGAGUUUAGAUCGUUUAGAUCUAAUUUCGAAUUUGUGUUAAAUAUUAAAUUUUUUGUAAAAAUUAUGAAAGUAUGUUUGGCCAAUAAUUUAAAUGUUUCAAUUAAAAUUUAGAAUUUUUGUUAACACUCCAAAUGUUAUUA
Molecule: messenger RNA, 2942 nt
Organism: Lucilia cuprina (Australian sheep blowfly)
Lineage: Eukaryota; Metazoa; Arthropoda; Insecta; Diptera; Calliphoridae
Product: mesoderm induction early response protein 1
Exons: 4
Coding region: 88-2169 (693 amino acids)
Biological process (GO): negative regulation of transcription by RNA polymerase II
Cellular component (GO): nucleoplasm
Molecular function (GO): histone deacetylase binding; transcription corepressor activity
Source: RefSeq, a predicted model, not a curated record